Molecule: messenger RNA, 1134 nt
Organism: Zingiber officinale
Lineage: Eukaryota; Viridiplantae; Streptophyta; Magnoliopsida; Zingiberales; Zingiberaceae
Product: actin-like
Exons: 4
Coding region: 1-1134 (377 amino acids)
Cellular component (GO): cytoplasm
Source: RefSeq, a predicted model, not a curated record
AUGGCAGAAGGUGAAGAUAUCCAGCCUCUUGUCUGUGACAACGGAACUGGCAUGGUCAAGGCUGGAUUUGCUGGAGAUGAUGCCCCGAGGGCUGUAUUCCCCAGCAUUGUAGGUCGGCCUCGUCACACUGGUGUGAUGGUAGGGAUGGGUCAGAAAGAUGCAUAUGUAGGUGAUGAAGCUCAAUCAAAAAGAGGUAUCUUGACAUUGAAAUAUCCAAUUGAACAUGGAAUCGUCAACAAUUGGGAUGACAUGGAGAAGAUUUGGCACCACACUUUCUACAAUGAGCUCCGUGUGGCACCUGAAGAACAUCCUAUUCUUCUCACUGAAGCCCCACUGAAUCCCAAGGCUAAUCGCGAGAAGAUGACUCAGAUCAUGUUUGAGACCUUCAAUGCUCCGGCCAUGUAUGUGGCCAUUCAGGCUGUUCUUUCUCUCUAUGCCAGUGGUCGAACAACAGGCAUUGUGCUGGACUCGGGUGAUGGUGUGAGCCACACCGUGCCCAUCUAUGAGGGCUAUGCCCUUCCCCAUGCCAUUCUCCGCCUUGACCUUGCCGGCCGCGACCUCACCGACGCACUCAUGAAGAUCCUGACGGAGCGCGGCUACUCCUUCACCACCACUGCUGAGCGUGAAAUUGUGCGUGACAUCAAGGAGAAGCUCGCCUUUAUUGCCCUUGACUUCCAGCAAGAGCUGGAGACUGCCAAGACCAGCUCCUCCAUAGAGAAGAACUACGAGCUGCCCGAUGGCCAGGUCAUUACCAUUGGCUCUGAGCGCUUCCGGUGCCCGGAGGUGCUUUUCCAACCGUCAAUGAUAGGCAUGGAAGCUGCCGGCAUCCACGAGACCACCUACAAUUCAAUCAUGAAGUGCGAUGUGGACAUAAGGAAGGAUUUGUAUGGAAAUAUUGUGCUCAGUGGCGGGACGACCAUGUUCACUGGAAUCGCUGAUAGGAUGAGCAAGGAGAUCACGGCGUUGGCACCGAGCAGCAUGAAGAUUAAGGUGGUGGCGCCGCCGGAGAGGAAGUACAGUGUGUGGAUUGGAGGCUCCAUCUUAGCUUCCCUCAGUACCUUCCAACAGAUGUGGAUCGCCAAGGCAGAGUAUGAUGAGUCUGGCCCAUCCAUUGUGCACAGGAAGUGUUUCUAG